This is a messenger RNA of Suricata suricatta (meerkat), 9865 nucleotides long. RefSeq names its product piezo type mechanosensitive ion channel component 2 (gene PIEZO2). Lineage: Eukaryota; Metazoa; Chordata; Mammalia; Carnivora; Herpestidae. Bases 99 to 8573 code for a protein of 2824 amino acids. Gene Ontology annotation, molecular function: monoatomic cation channel activity; mechanosensitive monoatomic ion channel activity. Gene Ontology annotation, cellular component: plasma membrane. The transcript is spliced from 55 exons. The record is from RefSeq and is a predicted model, not a curated record. Gene Ontology annotation, biological process: detection of mechanical stimulus; regulation of membrane potential; cellular response to mechanical stimulus.
AGGCACUCCAAGGCAUCUGAACUUAAAUACAAGUGUAUUCUAUCUCAAAAAAAGGGAGACCUGGUUAACACAGAGAAUCAAGGAAAGACCAACUCUGAAUGGUCCUACCCUACAGAUUUGAAGAUCAUCUGUCUUCUGGUUCUGAGGAUUCCAGCAGGAGCAGAUCUCCACAACUCUUGGAUGAUGGUGAAAAGAGGGAGGCAGACACACUGGCAUCUCCCUGCUGGAAUCAUAACAAGCAACAACCAAAUCCGAGGCGAAAAGAAGAGUUCUCCAAAAUGCAUGAAGUGUGUGCCUAUCUGAACGCCCAUACCCCUCCUCGGACCGACGCAAUGGCCUCGGAAGUGGUGUGCGGGCUCAUCUUCAGGCUGCUGCUCCCCAUCUGCCUGGCAGUAGCAUGCGCGUUCCGGUACAAUGGGCUCUCCUUUGUCUACCUCAUCUACCUCUUGCUCAUCCCUUUGUUCUCAGAACCAACAAAAGCAACGAUGCAAGGGCAUACGGGCCGGUUGUUAAAGUCCCUGUGCUUCACCAGUCUUUCCUUCCUGUUGCUUCACAUCAUUUUCCACAUCACGCUGGCCAGCCUGGAAGCUCAACAUCGUAUUGGACCUGGUUACAACUGCUCAACAUGGGAAAAGACAUUUCGGCAGAUUGGCUUUGAAAGCUUGAAGGGAGCUGACGCUGGCAAUGGGAUCAGAGUGUUUGUGCCUGACAUCGGGAUGUUCAUUGCCAGUCUGACCAUCUGGCUCGUCUGCAGGAACAUCGUUCAGAAACCAGUGAUGGAAGAAGGAGCACAAUAUAACUCAGAGUUUGACCAUGAAGAAUUGGCCGGAGGAGAAAAAAUAGAUCCAGAAGAGGCACUGAUCUACGAAGAGGAUUUAGAUGAAGGGGACGGUGUGGAAGGCGAGGUGGAAGAGAGCGCAAAAUUAAAAAUGUUCCGCAGACUCGCCUCUGUGGCCUCCAGGCUUAAGGAGUUUAUUGGCAACAUGAUAACCACUGCUGGAAAAGUUGUGGUGACCAUUUUACUCGGUUCAUCAGGUAUGAUGUUGCCAUCUUUGACCUCAUCUGUGUACUUCUUUGUGUUUUUGGGUCUGUGCACCUGGUGGUCCUGGUGCCGGACAUUUGAUCCAUUGCUGUUCAGCUGUCUCUGUGUGCUGCUGGCUAUUUUCACUGCGGGGCACUUGAUUGGACUUUAUUUAUACCAGUUCCAGUUCUUCCAAGAGGCAGUUCCACCCAAUGACUACUAUGCAAGGUUGUUUGGUAUCAAAUCAGUCAUUCAAACAGACUGCUCCAGCACUUGGAAGAUCAUAGCAAACCCAGACCUGUCAUGGUACCACCACGCCAACCCCAUAGUCCUGCUGGUGAUGUACUACACGCUGGCCACUCUGAUCCGCAUCUGGCUGCAGGAACCCCUUGUGCAGGAUGACAGGACCAAAGAAGAGGACAGAGCCCUGGCUUGUAGCCCCAUCCAAAUAACAGCCGAGAGGAGGCGGAGCCUGUGGUAUGCCACCCAGUACCCAACCGAUGAGAGGAAACUUUUAUCCAUGACCCAAGAUGACUACAAACCAUCUGAUGGCCUGCUGGUGACCGUGAAUGGCAACCCUGUGGACUACCACACCAUCCACCCCGGUCUUCCCAUAGAGAACGGCCCCGCCAAAGCCGACCUGUACUCCACCCCGCAGUACCGGUGGGAGCCCUCCAAUGACUCCUCAGAAAAGAAAGAGGAAGAAGAAGAGGAGAAGGAAGACUUUGAGGAGGAAAGGAGCCAUGAGGAGAAACGAAGUGUUAAAGUUCACGCCAUGGUCUCUGUGUUCCAGUUUAUUAUGAAACAAAGUUACAUCUGUGCGCUUAUUGCCAUGAUGGCUUGGAGCAUCACCUAUCACAGCUGGUUGACUUUUGUGUUGUUGAUUUGGUCAUGUACCCUUUGGAUGAUUCGCAAUAGAAGAAAAUAUGCCAUGAUAAGCUCUCCUUUCAUGGUCGUCUAUGGAAAUCUGUUGCUGAUAUUACAGUAUAUAUGGAGUUUUGAACUUCCUGAAAUUAAAAAGGUCCCGGGAUUUUUGGAAAAGAAAAAGCCAGAAGAACUUGCCUCAAAGAUACUUUUUACCAUUACUUUUUGGCUACUGCUGAGGCAGCACCUCACAGAGCAAAAAGCUCUUCGAGAAAAGGAAGCUCUUUUAUCUGAGGUCAAAAUCGGAAGUCAGGAAAAUGAAGAAAAAGAUGACGAGCAAGAUAUACAAAUGGAAGGAGAGGCUGAGGAGAAGGAGGAAGAGGAAGCAAAGGAAGAGAAGCAAGAGACAAGGAAGGAAGAGGAAGAGGAAGUGGAGGAAGAUGACGACCAGGACAUUAUGAAAGUGCUGGGCAAUUUGGUGGUGGCCAUGUUCAUCAAGUACUGGAUCUACGUCUGUGGAGGAAUGUUCUUCUUUGUCAGCUUCGAGGGUAAAAUUGUGAUGUACAAAAUCAUCUACAUGGUGCUGUUUCUGUUCUGCGUGGCCUUGUAUCAGGUGCACUAUGAAUGGUGGAGGCGAAUCCUAAAGUACUUUUGGAUGUCUGUGGUCAUUUACACUAUGCUGGUGCUUAUCUUUAUAUACACAUAUCAGUUUGAAAACUUCCCAGGCCUGUGGCAAAAUAUGACAGGACUGAAAAAAGAAAAGCUCGAAGAUCUCGGCUUAAAACAGUUUACUGUAGCAGAACUAUUCACUCGCAUCUUCAUCCCAACCUCCUUUCUGUUGGUGUGCAUUUUACACCUCCACUACUUCCAUGAUAGGUUCCUGGAGCUCACCGACCUGAAGUCCAUUCCCAGUAAGGAAGACAGCGCCAUCUACAGACUGGCCCACCCUGAAGGCAGCCUACCAGACCUUGCCAUGAUGAAUCUGACCGCCAGCCUGGAGAAGCCCGGCUUGAAGAGGCUGACUGAGUCUGGGGAGGACAAACCAGAUGGAUGCCCCGAAAAGGCUGAGCUUGGGAAAGACAGUGAAGGGGAGGAGGAGGAGGAGGAAGAGGAGGAGGAGGAAGAAGAGGAGGAAGAGACAUCAGAUUUAAGAAACAAGUGGCAUCUGGUGAUUGACCGCCUCACUGUGCUCUUCUUAAAAUUCCUGGAAUACUUUCACAAACUACAGGUGUUCAUGUGGUGGAUUUUGGAGUUGCACAUCAUCAAAAUUGUCUCAUCAUACAUCAUCUGGGUCUCUGUGAAAGAGGUGUCACUGUUCAACUAUGUAUUUUUGAUUUCUUGGGCUUUUGCUCUGCCAUACGCCAAGCUACGCCGUCUGGCUUCAAGUGUCUGCACUGUCUGGACGUGUGUGAUCAUCGUCUGCAAAAUGUUGUACCAGCUGCAAACCAUUAAGCCUGAGAACUUUUCUGUUAACUGUUCCUUGCCAAAUGAAAACCAAACAAAUAUACCCAUCCACCAGUUGAACAAGUCUCAACUCUACAAUGCUCCUAUUGACCCAACAGAAUGGGUUGGCCUGAGGAAAUCUUCCCCUCUGCUCGUCUACCUGAGGAAUAAUCUGCUGAUGCUGGCCAUUCUGGCCUUUGAGGUUACAAUUUACCGCCAUCAGGAGUACUAUCGAGGUCGAAACAGCCUCACAGCCCCUGUGUCUAAAACCAUCUUUCAUGACAUUACAAGACUCCAUCUAGAUGAUGGACUUAUCAAUUGUGCCAAAUAUUUCAUAAAUUACUUCUUCUACAAGUUUGGUCUGGAGACCUGUUUCCUAAUGUCAGUUAACGUAAUCGGUCAGCGAAUGGAUUUCUAUGCCAUGAUUCACGCCUGCUGGCUGAUCGCUGUCUUGUAUCGGCGCAGAAGAAAGGCCAUUGCGGAAAUCUGGCCCAAGUACUGCUGCUUCCUGGCAUGCAUCAUCACCUUCCAGUAUUUCAUCUGCAUUGGCGUCCCUCCGGCUCCUUGCAGGGAUUACCCGUGGAGAUUCAAGGGUGCUAGCUUCAACGACAAUAUCAUAAAGUGGCUAUACUUCCCAGACUUCAUCGUGCGGCCCAACCCCGUGUUUCUCGUCUAUGACUUCAUGCUGCUCCUGUGUGCCUCCUUGCAAAGGCAGAUCUUUGAGGAUGAAAACAAGGCUGCAGUGCGGAUCAUGGCAGGGGACAAUGUGGAGAUCUGCAUGAACCUCGAUGCGGCCUCCUUCAGCCAGCACAACCCCGUGCCAGACUUCAUUCACUGCAGAUCGUACUUAGACAUGUCCAAAGUGAUCAUCUUCAGCUACCUCUUCUGGUUUGUCCUCACAAUCAUCUUCAUCACGGGGACAACCAGAAUCAGCAUCUUUUGCAUGGGUUACUUGGUGGCCUGCUUCUAUUUCUUGCUCUUCGGGGGUGAUUUGCUGCUGAAACCCAUCAAGAGCAUCCUGCGCUAUUGGGACUGGCUGAUUGCAUACAACGUUUUUGUGAUUACGAUGAAAAACAUAUUGUCAAUAGGAGCAUGUGGAUACAUUGAAAAAUUGGUUCAAAAUAGUUGCUGGUUGAUCCAAGCUUUCAGCCUGGCCUGCACAGUCAAAGGCUAUAAAAUGCCUGAUGAUGAUUCCUCAUGUAAACUACCCAGUGGUGAAGCAGGAAUUAUUUGGGACAGCAUAUGUUUUGCCUUCCUUCUGCUGCAGAGAAGAGUUUUCAUGAGUUACUAUUUCCUACAUGUUGUAGCUGAUAUAAAAGCUUCACAGAUCCUAGCAUCAAGAGGGGCUGAACUUUUCCAGGCCACAAUUGUAAAGGCUGUAAAGGCAAGAAUUGAGGAAGAGAAAAAGUCAAUGGAUCAGCUGAAGAGGCAGAUGGAUCGCAUCAAAGCCAGGCAACAGAAAUACAAAAAGGGUAAGGAGAGGAUGCUGAGCUUGACCCAGGAAUCAGGGGAAGGCCAAGACAUCCAAAACCUCUCUGAAGAGGACGAUGAAAGAGAAGCAGACAAACAGAAAGCCAAGGGCAAAAAAAAGCAGUGGUGGCGGCCUUGGGUUGAUCAUGCUUCCAUGGUCAGGAGUGGAGAUUAUUAUUUGUUUGAAACGGAUAGUGAAGAGGAAGAAGAGGAAGAAUUAAAAAAGGAAGAUGAAGAACCUCCGAGAAGGUCCGCUUUCCAGUUUGUUUAUCAAGCCUGGAUCACGGACCCUAAAACAGCACUCCGACAGAGGCGCAAAGAGAAAAAAAGGUCUGCCAGAGAAGAACAGAAAAGAAGGAGGAAAGGAUCUGGGGAGGGUCCUGUGGAGUGGGAAGCCCGAGAGAAUGAACCGAUCAAGAAGAAAUCUGAUGGACCAGACAAUAUCAUCAAGAGGAUAUUUAAUAUUUUGAAAUUUACCUGGGUCCUGUUUCUGGCAACAGUAGAUAGUUUCACAACUUGGCUUAACUCCAUUUCAAGGGAGCAUAUUGAUAUAUCUACAGUUCUGAGGAUUGAAAGAUGCAUGCUGACCAGAGAGAUUAAAAAGGGCAACGUUCCCACUCGGGAGAGCAUCCACAUGUACUACCAGAACCACAUCAUGAACCUUUCCAGAGAGUCUGGACUGGACACCAUUGACGACCGGCCUGGCGCAGCUUCAGGUGCACAGACAGCCCACAGGAUGGAUAGCUUAGAUUCGCAUGACAGUAUCUCCAGCGAGCCCACGCAGUGCACCAUGCUGUACUCACGCCAGGGGACCACAGAAACCAUAGCGGAGGUCGAGGCCGAGCAGGACGACGAGGCGGCGGCAGGUGACACCGACCAGGGAGGGGAGGAGGCCGUGGACCUGGGGCCGGAGGAGGCCUCGGAGGCCUCGGAGGCUGGCCUCACCCCAGACGCCGAGCUGCCGCAGUACUCCACAGAGGACGGGGACGUGGAGGCCCCUCCGUCCUACAGCAAGGCGGUCAGCUUUGAGCGCCUGUCCUUCGGCUCCCGGGACGACUCUGCAGGCCAGACCCACAUGGCCGUGAGCCCCGAUGAGAGCCGCUCAGACAGGCUCGAGUCCAGCAUCUUACCACCCCUGACUCACGAGCUGACGGCCAGCGAGCUGCUGCUGAACAAGAUGUUCCAUGAUGAUGAGCUGGAAGAGUCGGAAAAAUUCUAUGUUGGCCAGCCCCGGUUCUUGCUGUUGUUCUAUGCCAUGUACAACACUCUGGUGGCCCGCUCAGAAAUGGUGUGCUAUUUUGUGAUUAUCCUCAACCACAUGGUCUCUGCCUCCAUGAUUACCCUUGUGCUUCCCAUUCUGAUCUUCCUCUGGGCCAUGCUGUCUGUCCCCAGGCCCAGUAGACGAUUCUGGAUGAUGGCCAUUGUCUACACAGAGGUAGCAAUUGUGGUCAAGUAUUUCUUCCAAUUUGGCUUCUUUCCCUGGAAUAAGAAUGUGGAAUUGAACAAAGAUAAACCUUUCCACCCACCUAACAUCAUAGGAGUGGAGAAGAAAGAAGGUUAUGUCCUUUAUGAUCUCAUUCAGCUCCUGGCUCUUUUCUUCCAUCGGUCAAUUUUGAAGUGCCACGGCUUAUGGGAUGAAGAUGACAUCGCUGACAGUGGCACAGACAAGGAAGAGUCAGAUGAUGAGCUCUCCCUCAGUCAUGGCAGGAGAGCCUCCUCCGAUUCUCUGAAAUCCAUCAACCUGGCCGCAUCGGCUGAAUCGGUGCACGUGGCCUUCCCGGAGCAGCCUACAGCCAUCCGGAGGAAGCGAUCAGGCAGCAGCUCCCAGAUAUCCCCCAGAUCCAGCUUUUCUUCCAAUAGGUCCAAAAGAGGCAGCACAAGCACCCGAAACAGUAGUCAAAAAGGAAGCAGUGUUCUGAGCAUCAAGCAGAAAAGCAAAAGGGAACUUUAUAUGGAAAAGCUUCAAGAACAUUUAAUCAAAGCAAAAGCAUUUACGAUAAAGAAGACUCUGCAAAUAUAUGUGCCCAUCAGACAGUUCUUCUACAACCUCAUCCACCCAGACUACAGUGCUGUGACCGAUGUAUAUGUGCUCAUGUUCCUGGCUGACACUGUUGACUUUGUCAUCAUCGUCUUUGGCUUCUGGGCCUUUGGGAAACACUCAGCAGCGGCAGAUAUCACCUCUUCGCUGUCAGAGGACCAGGUCCCUGGGCCAUUUUUGGUGAUGGUCCUAAUUCAGUUUGGAACCAUGGUGGUGGACCGAGCACUAUACCUCAGGAAGACUGUACUGGGAAAGGUCAUUUUCCAGGUCAUUCUCGUGUUUGGAAUUCACUUCUGGAUGUUCUUCAUCUUGCCUGGUGUGACUGAGAGGAAAUUCAGCCAGAAUCUGGUUGCUCAGCUUUGGUACUUUGUGAAAUGUGUUUACUUUGGGUUAUCUGCCUACCAAAUCCGUUGUGGCUACCCAACGCGAGUCCUUGGAAACUUUCUCACCAAGAGCUACAAUUAUGUCAACCUCUUCUUGUUUCAAGGGUUCCGCCUUGUUCCCUUUCUGACUGAGCUGAGAGCUGUGAUGGACUGGGUGUGGACAGACACGACCUUGAGCCUCUCCAGCUGGAUCUGUGUGGAGGACAUCUACGCUCACAUAUUCAUCCUGAAGUGUUGGCGGGAGUCUGAAAAAAGAUACCCACAGCCCCGGGGGCAGAAGAAGAAGAAAGUGGUGAAGUAUGGCAUGGGAGGCAUGAUCAUCGUUCUGCUCAUCUGCAUUGUCUGGUUUCCCCUUCUCUUCAUGUCCUUGAUCAAAUCUGUGGCAGGGGUCAUCAACCAGCCCCUGGACGUCUCGGUCACAAUUACCCUGGGAGGGUACCAGCCUAUUUUCACAAUGAGUGCCCAGCAAAGCCAGUUGAAAGUUAUGGAUCAGCCCAAGUUUAAUAAAUUUAUGAAAGCUUUUUCUAGGGACACUGGUGCUAUGCAAUUUCUGGAAAAUUAUGAAAAAGAAGACAUAACAGUAGCAGAACUGGAAGGAAACUCAAAUUCUUUGUGGACCAUCAGCCCUCCCAGUAAGCAGAAAAUGAUAAGCGAACUCAUGGACCCCAAUAGUAGCUUCUCUGUUGUUUUUUCAUGGAGUAUUCAGAGAAACAUGAGUCUGGGUGCAAAGGCAGAAAUCGCAACUGAUAAGCUUUCUUUUCCUCUUAAAAAUAUUACACGAGAGCACAUAGCUAAAAUGAUAGCCGGCAACAACACAGAAAGUUCAAGAACACCAGUGACUAUAGAAAAGAUCUACCCAUAUUAUGUGAAAGCACCCAGUGAUUCGAAUUCAAAACCUAUAAAGCAACUUUUGUCUGAAAAUAAUUUCAUGAAUAUCACCAUCAUUUUGUCCAGAGACAAUACAACUAAAUCUAACAGUGAGUGGUGGGUUCUCAACCUGACUGGAAACAGAAUAUACAAUCAGCAUGCUCAGGCCUUAGAACUGGUGGUGUUCAACGACAAAGUCAGCCCACCCAGUCUGGGGUUCCUGGCUGGCUACGGUAUCAUGGGAUUAUAUGCUUCAGUUGUCCUUGUGAUUGGGAAGUUUGUCCGUGAAUUCUUCAGUGGGAUUUCUCACUCCAUCAUGUUUGAAGAGCUUCCAAAUGUGGAUCGAAUUCUGAAGUUGUGCACAGAUAUUUUUUUAGUUCGAGAGACAGGGGAACUGGAACUCGAAGAAGAUCUCUAUGCCAAAUUAAUAUUCCUGUACCGCUCACCAGAAACCAUGAUCAAAUGGACUAGAGAAAAAACAAAUUGAUGCUUUAAGACACAGACUGCAAAUCAAGUUAACAUUUGAAUUUAAAAAAAGCACAAUAUUCUCAUAAGAGCUAAGCAUUUCUAGUUGGAUGGAAAUGGUUUCUCUUCUGACAGGUGGUCAAAAGGAGCUGACUUCCUUUUGCAGUCUAAGCUACCUUGCAGAUGAAGGCACUGUUGAAAACAUUAUUUGUAAUUCCAUAUCUCCAAAAUCAGGGCUAUUUGUUUUAUGAUUUAGUCAACGGUGUAUUGCAUUCUGAUUGACUAUGCAAAGGAAUCAUUUAUGGGUCUCCUCCCUCAGAGAAACAGGAGAGAAGAGGGAAGAAGGAAAGGUGCCCGUGCUUUUCUGUGCAGGGCCCCACACACUUCUUAAAGAGAUGCUAUAAUUCAGUACACUGCACCCUGUCCCCAACGGGGAAGCUGCUGUCGGAAGAACAGAUGGGCCUCAGCACACCCCAAAAAUAUGCAACAGCAAUAGAGCCUGAAACUCCUGAAGAGAUUUCUGGGGGGAAACAAGAGAGGGAGCCAAAGACCCAUGAAGAUACCAGUGGAAGAACAAGCCUCAUUCUAAGCAAAAAGUUAACAUUAGUGACACUUACUGCCUUAUCUUAACUGAAGACUAGUAAAUAAAAUCUUUCCAUUAAACACCAGUGACUUCUCAGGAAAAAAGAAAAAAAAAGCAGCAAAACAAAAAUGUGGACACUGGUUUUGUUGAGGCACAGCUAGUGACUUGCUUCAGGGGUGGUGGCUGUUAUGCCUCAGAGCUCUGCUCCUCGUCAGACACAGGCUCCAGGUAGAAGGGUAAAAACGGCAGCCUGCUGGCUGUGGAGCACUGACUCUGGAACUCUUACUAACUGAGGCCAUGAGUACUCUUCUACCUUUCUCCCCAUCCCUCAACAUGCGUUUUCCCAUUUCGAUGAUUUAAGGCAAUGGUUUUUUCCAGUAUGUGACAUUUUCCUUCCUGUUUUUCAGGUAUAUCAAAGAGUUUACAUAUUCCAAUUCACAUUUUUACAUCUGAGACGGGUUUUUUAAGUUCAUAAUUAUGACAGAAAUAUGUAUAUUGAGCUUGGGGAAAUGAAAAACAAUGGCCUUUUCUUAAAUUAUUAUUAUUGGUAAUACAACCUCUUCAUUAAAUAACAAUGUAGCAUGAAAAUUUAUGAUUGAAAUGUAGUUUUCAUUCCAUAUUAAAAUAACAGUUUCUGAGGAAUCAUUGAAUGGACUAGAGUAUGUCAAAUAAUGACCCUAUGUAGUUUGGGUUCAGGACUGACUUAAAAUAAAGCACACCUUGCAAAGCCA